Messenger RNA from Symbiodinium necroappetens, 2841 nucleotides. The record is from the annotation of a GenBank genome assembly. NCBI's taxonomy places the organism in Eukaryota, Dinophyceae, Suessiales, Symbiodiniaceae.
AUGGCAGCAGCCAAUCCAGCCCUCGGCCUGGACAUGUUCGGAGUGUUGGUGAUGAGUCCCUACAGUGGUUCCACUGGUGAUUUAAUGACGAUGGUUGAGCCAGCCCUCGCCAGUGCCACACAAGAUAUUGAGAACAGCAACAUUCUUCCAGGCUACCGAUUACGGAUGUUGCUGGUGGACACGAAAUGCAACGCAAGAGAUGCCACCGUGGCAACAGUUACGGCAUUGUCGACGGGUGUGCCAAAGCACAUCAUUUUCGGUGAUUCUUGCAGUUCUGCGUGCGAAGCGAUAAAUGAUGCGGCUUCUUUCUUCAAUGUGCUUCAGGUAGGUCCGGGCUGCACGUCUACGAGCCUGAGCGAUUCGGUCCGGUACCCCUACUUCACCCGAAUGGCUCCGUCGUAUCGUUUCAACAUCUUGGCCGUAUACGAGUUCCUGAAACUUCUGAAUUUUCACAGAGUUGGCAUUGUGCACGGGUUCAAUACUAUCAACAUCCUUGCGAAGGACAUGUUUGUGGAGCUUAUCCAGGCAGAUGUGGAUUCAGAGGCUUAUGCAUGGGCAAUCCUGCACAUAAGCGCCGUCACCAGCGCGGGUAAUAUUCCCGAUGCCCAGCAUGCGCUGGCCGAAAUGCAUCGGACAGACUCACGCAUCAACUUCGUGGCACUGUAUGCAGACACUGGGUCCAUGUUGCUGUGCCAAAGUUACAAGCUAAACAUGCUCUCCCCGGACUACAUCUUCAUCGUGGCAUCUGGUUGGUGGAACCCUGGUUUCAUCUUGGAGAGAGCAGGUGCCGAGGAUUGUCCUUGCACUGCAGAGGAGUUACACCGUGCAGCAUAUGGUAUGUUGGCAUUGGAUCGCGGUCCUAUGCAACAAACCAAUGAUCUGCAUGAACUCUCUGGUGUGCGACUUGCAGACAUCUACGCAAACUACACGUCCGAAUGUAGUGGCUUUGCAAAUGGCAAUGGCCCUUGCAACCACCAGUGGGCUGCAUAUUUCUACGAUGGCUUGUGGUUGAUUGCACAUGUUCUGCAUGCUUAUUUGGUAGAUGGAGGGAGGUCAAUAUCCGAUCUGCGAACUGAAGCCUCGCGUCAAGCCCUUUACGAUUUGUCACUUUCAACAGACUUCGUCGGCCUGACUGGACGGGUGCGGCUGUUCAACUCUGUGGAUCCAACCACAACACCCCCCUCACAUGGAGAUCGGGAAGGAAUCAUCCUUUUCCGCCAGGUGGUCGGAAGCUACGACAAUGCCUUUAAUGAGCUAGCCUACCGGACAGAUUCUGGAAUAGAGUUCAAGGCAGACAUCGCUUGGAGCCCUAUCGUGGAGACAGUUGCCCGGAUGGAACAGUGUUUUCUGUCGAACUUGGAUGCAUCCAGUGCCCUCCUGGCGAGUAUGCCACCAGUGGGAUGCAGGAAUGUCGUGAAUGUGCACAGGGGUCUUUCACAGACCAGCCCGGAAUGGAUUGUCCUGCAGGACCGGGCAAAACAAGCUUCCUUCCUUUUCUCUUUGGAGGGAUUCGGGAGAUGGGUCAGCCAGUACAUGGACGAGCGGGGUGCUUCGCAAUGCAAGAAGUGCCCACUGGGGCAAUAUGCAGAAAAUGACGGCCAGCAGCAAUGCACCAUGUGCCCCCCGGGCCAGACCACGAGUUUUGAGGGCGCUGCCGAGCUUUCCGUUUGCACCUGUGAUGGCUUCUAUUACCAGCAGCAGUGCAUCAAAUGUGCCUUCGGGACACGCUUUGAGGCAGGGUCCUGUGUGAGAUGUGAUCGCACACAGAUUUGCGAAAAUGGCUUGGUUACAGGCAACGCCACGACGGAUGAUGAAUGGGGCAUCACCAUCGACACGGCUGGGCGGCAGCGCACGCUUUCACAGAUAAUGACGAACGAGUUCUUGAUGGUCACCUUGGGUAUCGAUGUGGCAAGGCACAAGAAGGUAAUGCAGGAUGCAAUGACCCUUUUUCAAGACACCCUCGAGGACCUGCGUGUAGGGAACCCGCAGCUGCAGAUCAUUCCAGCCCCCAGCGACGAUGUGCGGGAAACCAUCGAAAACGAACUGACAGAGAGGAAGCUCGCAAUGUAUGAGCUGCUGAAUGACAACGUAGACUUGUCCACAGACGUCUCGGAAUCAGUUCUCCACUCUUUGUACAUUCAAAAUCAGCAGCUGUUCGAUCUCUCUAACCAGGUGGUGAGCCUCCUUGUCGAUGCAGCCCAGUCUGCCGGCGCACGCUUGAAUGGCUUGCUUGCAAACACGGCCGGACGCCAGCGGUCUCUCAUUCAGAAGAUGUUGAAAAACGUGUUGUUUGUCGCGAAGCGGGUAGAUGUGGAAUCUAACGUGGAAGAAUUGCGCAGCAACCUCGAUGUUUUUGAAGCCAGCCACAGCGCCAUCCUCCGCGGCGCAGACUGGGCCGGUAUUCCUCAGCUGACUCGCAUGUGCACUAUACAUCAAAUGAAGUCAGUCACGUUUUACUACCAGGAAGUCCGGAGUUUGGCUCGCAAGGUUUUCAAUGCACGGUCACAGGCCGAAAGCAUUGAUACCGCCUUGCUUGUGGCGAGCAACAUGUCUGCCAACGUCGACCCGCUUGCUGUCGCAAUGAGCGAGGCAGUCAAACUUUAUGUGAAUGACCCUGGUGACUGUGACCCCCUGGCGACGAUCACAGACAGUGAGUGGGCCAAAUUGCUGAAUGGCCUUGCUGAGCAACAGAUCACCAGUCAGAAGAUAGCUCGGCUUUACAUGCAAGUCGCGAACAAUGUCAUGGUCGAGCAGAGCAAGGUGGAUCUCGCUGUGGAAGUCACCAGCAACACGCAGCACCUUGGCAGAUCCAUUUCCUUUGUAGGCCUCCAAGGCCUCUAA